AUGACUCUCCUUAUCCUUACCGAGACCUCCGCAGGGUAUGCCUUACUCAAAGCAAAAGACAAGAAGCUGCUCAAGCGGGAUGAUCUCGCUUCCACCCUCGACAGCGUCGAAAAUGUUUGCUCAAUGCUCAAGUUGAAGGAGUUCCAAAAGUUCGACAGCGCUGCAGCAGCUCUUGAGGAGGCCGCGGCGAUCGUGGAGGGAAAGGUCACACCGAAGUUGUCAUCGCUGCUCAACACAUUGAAAGAUGAGAAAAAGAUUUCCCUCGCCGUUGCAGAUCCGAAACUCGGGAAUGCGAUUGGAAAAAUUCCGGGCCUUGAGAUUAAAGCUGUUGCCGAUUCCACCACGGCCGACCUCUAUCGAGCCAUUCGAGAACACCUCCCCUCUCUUAUUCCAGGGUUGAUGCCAGACGAUGUCAAAACGAUGUCUCUCGGUCUUUCGCAUUCGCUCGCCCGACACAAACUCAAAUUCUCCCCAGACAAGAUUGAUGUGAUGAUCGUCCAGGCGAUCGGACUGCUGGACGAUCUAGACAAAGAACUCAACACCUAUGCCAUGCGGGUUAAGGAAUGGUAUGGCUGGCAUUUCCCAGAAAUGGCAAAGAUCUUGAACGACAAUCUCGCAUAUGCCAAAGUCGUUUUGAAGAUGGGUAUGCGCACCAAUUGGGAAAAGUGUGAUCUGGCAGAGAUCCUACCUGAAGAAAUUGAGGCUGCUGUCAAAGCUGCGGCGGACAGGUCGAUGGGAACCGAAAUCACCGACGAAGAUCUUGAAAACAUACAAAGUCUUGCCGAACAGGUGGUUCAAUUCACAGAAUAUAGGACCCAACUGGCCAGCUAUCUUUCGGCACGAAUGACAGCCAUUGCUCCCAACCUGACAGCACUUGUUGGUGAACUAGUUGGGGCACGACUAAUCGCCCAUGCGGGAAGCUUGAUGAAUUUGUCAAAAAGUCCCGCCAGCACUUUACAAAUUCUGGGUGCCGAAAAGGCGCUCUUCCGAGCACUGAAAACCAAACACGACACGCCCAAGUAUGGUCUCAUCUAUCACGCUUCUCUAAUUGGGCAGGCCUCGGGCAAAAAUAAAGGCAAGAUGGCACGGGUUCUGGCCGCCAAAGCAGCGCUGGGUCUGAGGGUAGAUGCCUUGCAUGAUUGGGGUGAGGAUGAAGCAAAUAUUCCCGAGGAUGAGAAGGCGGCGCUUGGUCUGGAGGCACGAGCCAAUCUCGAGCGCAAGUUGGCCGCCAUGGAAGGCAAACCUCUGAAGCCUCGAGGAGUAGCCAUUGCACCCAAUGGCGUCCCUGCCACUGCACAACCAAAGAAGUGGGAGAUCAAGGAGGCCCGGAAAUACAAUCCAGAUGCCGAUGGUCUUGCCGGUGACGAGGCUCCGGCGAGGAGGGAGAAGAAAUCGAAGGAGGAGAAGAAGCUCAUUCAGGAGAUCCCCGAAGAUGAGGCUAUGGAAGAAGGCGAAGUUGAUGACGAAGAUGACGAGUCUGAAGCAGAAGACGAAGACGAGGCUCCUCCCAGCGUUCCAUCCAAAGUCAACGGGGUCAACGAUUUAUCGAAGAAAGCAGCCAAAAAAGCAGAGAAGGAAAGGAGACGUGCAGAAAGAGCGGCUCGCAAGCUUGCCAAGAAGGAGAAGAAAGCAGCAGAAAAGUCCAACAAAUCUAGUGAGGAAUCCAAGAUGGAGUCUCUAGCUGCUCAAUGUGGACUGAGUGUUGAACGAUACAAGAGAAAGCUUGGGCGGGGAGAAAUUAAAUUCCAGAGUGAUGGCACACCGAUAGCUAUUUCGAAGAAGGAGAUCAAGAAGGCUAAAAAGGCCGCCGAGAAAGCCGCUGCAGCAUUGGCGAAUGGUGAGGUUGAAGGGACAAAGAAGCGGAAACGAGUGGACGAAGAAGCCGAAUCAUCUAAGCCAGAGAAGAAAAAGAAGAGGAAAGAAAAGGCAUAG
This is a messenger RNA of Rhinocladiella mackenziei CBS 650.93, 1932 nucleotides long. Its product is annotated as nucleolar protein 58. Bases 1 to 1932 code for a protein of 643 amino acids. Gene Ontology annotation, molecular function: snoRNA binding. The transcript has a single exon. The record is from RefSeq and is a predicted model, not a curated record. Lineage: Eukaryota; Fungi; Ascomycota; Eurotiomycetes; Chaetothyriales; Herpotrichiellaceae. Gene Ontology annotation, cellular component: small-subunit processome; box C/D methylation guide snoRNP complex.